AACACAGCCAGACAGAGCUUUCUCUCUCCAAUCCUCCUCCAUUUGUCCUUAAAUCUAACAAAAUUCAUUCCAUAUUGGUUCACAUACCCGCUUCCAUCUCUCUCUCUCUCCAAAUACAUUAUUGGUAAUUUGAUAUGGUUUUGAAGCUAAUUCUGCUUCUGUUGGCUUUUUUGCUCCAAAGAACCUCUUUUUCAUGGCCAAUUUCCAAUGGGUCUAGCGGUAAUAAGGAGAAUAGCUUGGCAAUGGCGAACAUAAGAGAAGCUCAUACAAAAUGGUUGAAGAUUAUGGGUUCUUUCAACCAUUCUCUCUCCCAACAGACAAAUAACAAGCUGAAGCCAUGUAAGAUUAUCAGAGUAAAUCAAAUGGACGUCAGCAAGAAGAAGAAGAAUAAGAAGAAGAAACAGUUCAAUUCAGUGCAGAAAGCCAUUGACUCAAUUCCAAUCCUCAAUAACUGUCGGGUCAUCAUAUGUGUUGCUCAAGGCAUUUACAAAGAAAAGGUUGAAAUUCCGACGACAAUGGCUUAUGUUACUCUUCAAGGAGAGGGAGUAGACAAAACUAUUAUCGAAUGGGACGAUACCGCCGACCGAAUGGGGAGACAUGGACAUCCACUUGGUACCUAUGGUUCUUCAACAUUCGCCGUUAAUUCUGCUUUCUUCAUCGCAAAAGAUAUUACCUUUAAGAACAAGGCGCCAUCGCCGCCGUCUGGAGCUUUGGGGAAACAGGCAGUGGCGCUGAGAGUCUCCGGCGACAUGGCGGCGUUUCUGGGUUGCAAAUUCAUAGGAGGCCAAGACACUCUGUAUGAUCAUGUCGGAAGGCAUUAUUUCAAGAACUGUUACAUAGAGGGAUCAGUGGAUUUCAUAUUUGGAAACGGUCUGUCCAUGUAUGAAGGGUGCCAUUUACACGCGAAUGCCAAUACAUUUGGGUCUCUGACGGCGCAGAAGAGAGAAAGCUACUUGGAAGAGACAGGGUUUUCGUUUGUGGGUUGCAAAGUUACAGGGUCCGGCGCAUUGUAUUUGGGCAGGGCUUGGGGAAGUUUCUCGACUGUAGUAUUUGCUUAUACAUACAUGGACAAGAUUAUUGUUCCUAGAGGAUGGUACAAUUGGGGUGACAAGAACAGGGAACUGACUGUGUUCUAUGGGCAGUUUAAGUGUUCGGGGCCUGGAGCAAACUAUGGGGGAAGGGUGUCAUGGUCAAGGGAGCUAACCCAACAAGAGGCUAGUCCUUUUGUUUCUUUGGACUUCAUUGAUGGUUCUAAUUGGCUUAAGGGCUUAAUCUAAUUUCGAUCCCUUUUUUAUGUGUUGUUCAAUUAAACCUAGAUAAAUCAAUUGUGAGACUAUUAAAUUUAUUUGGUAUUUUAUUUGUAGGUCAAU
Impatiens glandulifera is the source of this 1370-nucleotide messenger RNA. Its product is annotated as probable pectinesterase 53. The transcript has 4 exons. Gene Ontology annotation, molecular function: pectinesterase activity. Gene Ontology annotation, biological process: cell wall modification. Bases 135 to 1277 code for a protein of 380 amino acids. The record is from RefSeq and is a predicted model, not a curated record. NCBI's taxonomy places the organism in Eukaryota, Viridiplantae, Streptophyta, Magnoliopsida, Ericales, Balsaminaceae.